CAUCUCCUCACCCACAUCAUUUCUUCUCAUUUCCUUCACUUGUUUCCUUCUCCCUUUCUAUCCCAAGGAAAUGGUAAUGGACCUAGAGAUCGACGGCCAGGAGUCAGCAGAGAGCACAUACAUGAAGGGAGUAAGGCACCUUUGUGAGAGUGGCAUCACAAAAGUCCCUAGAAAAUAUAUCUUGCCGGUCUCCGAACGGCCUCAAUUAAUCAUGAAAAAAGAAAGGACCAGCACUUGUCUCAACCUUAAGCUGCCCAUCAUCGAUCUUGCUCGCCUGCAUACAUCCGAUCGCUCCCAAGUUCUGGAAUCCCUGGCCGAAGCUUGCAAGGUGUAUGGCUUCUUUCAGGUUGUGAACCAUAAUAUUUCUUGCAAUGCUAUGCGGAGAAUGAUUGAUGUUGGAAGGAGGUUCUUCAAGCUGCCUUUCGAGGAGAGAGUGAAGCACAUGUCUACCGACAUAAGGAGUCCGGUGAGGUAUGGGACCAGCUUCAAUCAGACCAAGGAUGGUGUUUUCUGUUGGAGAGACUUUUUGAAGCUAUACUGCCAUCCAUUGGACACCGUUAUUCCAUUCUGGCCCUCCUCUCCAAGCGACUUAAGGGAGGAGGUCACGUCAUAUGCCAUGCAAGCGAAAUCCCUUUUCUUAGCCCUCAUGGAGGCGAUCCUUGAAACGUUGGGGGUAAACACCAGCAUUCUCCGGGAAUUUGACGAUGAUGGCUCGCACCUACUGGUCGUAAACUGCUAUCCGGCCUGCCCUGAGCCCCAUCUUACACUCGGAAUGCCGCCCCAUUCCGACUAUGGCUUCCUCACCCUCCUCCUCCAAGACGAUGUUGAGGGCCUCCAGGUCCAAUGUGAGGGAGAAUGGGUCACUGUAGAGCCCGUCCCCAACUCCCUAGUAGUAAACAUUGGUGAUCAUUUUGAGAUGGUUCCAUCUAAAUCUUUAUUGGCUCAGAUAUUCAGCAAUGGAAUGUACAAGAGUGUGCUGCAUCGGGUGCUUGUCAACUCCUCAACGUCUAGGAUGUCGGUCGCAUCCCUCCACAGCCUCCCACCCGACAAAAUGGUCAGCCCCUCGCCCGAGCUUGUCAACAAGAAGAACCCAAGGCUAUACAAGGACACCAACUUCGCUGCCUUCCUCGACUACAUGUCCUCCUGUGACACCAAGCACAAGAACUUCCUUGAGUCCAGGAAGCUGACCCAGGGAAAGGACGAGGCCAAAAGUCAAUGACUGCUGACUUUUUUUGCAGGGUAUGCCAAUUUCUAGUGGUUUGGAAAAAAAAAAGAAAAAAGACAAAAAAAAAGUUUACAGGUAUAAAAGUGGCUGGUGGCGAUUGAAAUAAGCCUCACCACCUCAUUCUCUUACAUAAUUCUGCCUCUCAUUCUACAUGAUAACGUUUACAGAAAGGAAGAGGAAGAAGAGUCCUUGGGAUUAUCUAGGUUGGCAGCAACUUUUGUAUUCGUAUGUCUACAUAAAAAAAAAUAGAAACUUUUUGUAUUUGUAUGUGUAUGUGAUAAAAUAAAGAUGAGAGAUUGAUGCUA
Elaeis guineensis (African oil palm) is the source of this 1530-nucleotide messenger RNA. Its product is annotated as probable 2-oxoglutarate-dependent dioxygenase SLC1. Lineage: Eukaryota; Viridiplantae; Streptophyta; Magnoliopsida; Arecales; Arecaceae. The record is from RefSeq and is a predicted model, not a curated record.